Messenger RNA from Drosophila ficusphila, 429 nucleotides. RefSeq lists its product as uncharacterized. NCBI's taxonomy places the organism in Eukaryota, Metazoa, Arthropoda, Insecta, Diptera, Drosophilidae. Bases 1 to 429 code for a protein of 142 amino acids. The transcript has a single exon. The record is from RefSeq and is a predicted model, not a curated record.
AUGCGCCGAGAGCGUCGGUUGUUGGUGUUGCCACUGUUGUCGCUGUUGCAAGUGUUGCCGCUGUUGUUGCUGCUACCGAUUUUGCUGCUGGGCACGCACUUGAGUGGCGCGUCGGCUGUUGACAAGGAUGUGGCACCAGUUGGCGAUGUAAAAACGGAUCUGCUGUCAUUGGAGCAGGAAAUUGGCGGCUCUGCGGUGCGGGGCAGCGGAUCUGGGCGGAAUUUACUUCCGUCGGGGCGUCGGAGGCGUGGCAUCUUCUUCAGCGGCAGCAUCACCGGCGGCUUUCCCUUUUUCAACUGGGGCAAUGGCUACUCCUGGUCAUUCGCCGGCUAUCCGUACAGCUACUACAACUCCGGGCCGGGAUAUUAUGGCUAUAACAGUGGCUACUAUCCCGGCUACCUUGGCUAUCAGAAAAUUAUCUACGGCUAA